UAAUUGGAAAUAUUCCAAUUUAUCUUAUUAUAAAAGGGAUUGAUUUAGAUUCUGUUAGUUAUGAAAGUCUAGAUAUAAAGAAUAGCAUUAACAAUACCGUCAGUUCAAUUGGCAUUGAAGGAAUUGGA
Racocetra persica is the source of this 128-nucleotide messenger RNA. NCBI's taxonomy places the organism in Eukaryota, Fungi, Glomeromycota, Glomeromycetes, Diversisporales, Gigasporaceae. The record is from the annotation of a GenBank genome assembly.